Molecule: messenger RNA, 396 nt
Organism: Fibroporia radiculosa
Lineage: Eukaryota; Fungi; Basidiomycota; Agaricomycetes; Polyporales; Fibroporiaceae
Exons: 1
Coding region: 1-396 (131 amino acids)
Source: RefSeq, a predicted model, not a curated record
AUGGAUCCAGAGUGCACGGUGCACGUCUCGUCUUUCGCACGAAGUGCAGUACAGCACGCCUCAUCCACGGACGGACGUCUAUCUGAUAGCCAGCCGACGAUGCUCGACCAGCCGUUUCAGGUGUUCUGGCAGGCCACGUCUCGGCUGCUGGCCAGUGCCACAAUUUCGGCGCACGCUGCAGUGUCGUACGGCAGCGGAGCAAUCUAUAGCGGCCAAUCAUCCCAGAAAGGCCCCUACGUGGGCCCACGGGCCCCGUCAAUGCCUGCACAAGAGCGACAACGCCAAACGUGGGGGAGUGAGAUGCUGAGGCUGUCCCGCAGCAGCGAAUUUGAGGGACGGCGGAGUGUCCGGCGACCACGCUGGACAUCGCGCAAUCCGAGGAGGGUGCACAGAUAA